GUAGCUAUGUUCAUGAACGCAGGUCUUUUCUCUUGACAUCAUGGGUGCGUGACGUUGACAGAACCAGGAGUAAAGUACGGCCUCGACCCUGCAGAGUCCGCUCCGCUCCGCGUCUCCAUAUCGCCAACCCGCCAAUUCUGACAUUUUUGGUCGACCCACCGUCCAAUCAUCGGAUUACUUGAUUUUGGAACAUCACCCGAGAAGAGUUGAAUCAUACUAACAGGAGAAGAACAAAGGUGCAAUGCCUCCUCGCGGUGCUCGCAAAGCAGCACCCAGCGCUGUCGCCGUCUCGCCACCGCACUCCCCGGAAGACCAAAAACGCAAGCUCGUCGACGAAGAUCGCGAACCAACCUCCCCACUUCGUCGAUCGAAGCGCGUUAAAUCAGCUGGAGCUUCCUCUGCUUCACUGUCUGCGACUCCGAGUAAAGUGGAAACUGGCAGUGAGGCCAAAACUGCGAGUCCGGCGACUUCGAGAAACAACAAGGCUCGUCAAGGCAAGGCCGCCGCCGUCGCAGUUAAGCAGGAAGUGGAGGAAGAGGUUGAGACAACGGUCGCCGUCAAAGCAUCGACAGAAGACAACGUUAGCUCGGUGAAGGAGGAAGUGGCUGAAGAGAAGGUAUCAAAGACAGUCAAGGUUUCCCGGCAGCAGAAAACCAAAGAAGCUGAAAUGCUGCCUUUGAGAGCUCGGACCCAAGGAUUGCGCAUGUUUGUCGGCGCGCAUGUCAGCGCAGCUAAAGGCGUCUUCAAUUCCGUAAACAACAGCUUGCACAUAGGUGGAAACGCAUUUGCUCUCUUCCUCAAGUCGCAAAGGAAAUGGGACAACCCACCCCUUCAAGAUGACCAUCGAGAUCAAUUCCGCGCCAUGUGUAAAGAGCACAAGUACGAUGCAGCAAAACACAUCCUCCCACACGGGUCUUAUCUUGUGAACCUGGCUCAAGAAGACAAAGCCAAAGCCAAACAAGCCUACGAUUCCUUUCUCGACGAUCUCCGUCGGUGCGAAGCUCUGGGCAUCCAACUGUACAACUUCCAUCCCGGCUCUGCCAACUCCACCCCACACGCCAGUGCUAUCACGCGACUAGCCUCCGCUCUCACCUCGGCCCUCCGCGCCACCACGACCGUGAUUCCGGUCCUCGAAACCAUGUGCGGCCACGGCAGCACGAUCGGUGGCUCCCUCUCGGAAUUCAGGGAUCUGCUCGCCCAGAUCCCUGCUGACCUGCACCCGCGAAUCGGCAUCUGCAUCGACACCUGCCACAGCUUCGCGGCGGGCUACGACCUUGUCACCCCCACGGGCUUCGCGGCCUUUAUGCAGGAAUUCGAGGACUUGAUCGGCAUUCAACAUCUCCGGGCCCUCCACCUUAACGACUCGAAAGCGCCCCGUGGUAGUAAACGGGAUCUGCACGCGAACAUUGGGACGGGAUUCUUGGGUCUACGGGCGUUUCACAAUGUUAUGAAUGAGAAGCGGUUCGAGGGGGUGCCAAUGAUUCUCGAGACGCCGAUCGACCGGCCAGAAGCAAAAGCCGGAACGAAGGAUGAGGGCGGGGAUGAUGGGGAGGCUGGGCAGGCGAAGGGCAAGAAGAAGGCCCCGAAGAAACCAGCUGGUGCUGCGGGGAAGUUAGUCGCUGAUCCCAGUGUCUGGGCGAAGGAGAUUGAGCUUCUCGAGUCUCUAAUCGGCAUGGAUCCGGAGGGAGCGGAGUUCCGAGCUCUGGAAACGAGACUGGCCGACGAGGGGAAGGAGAUGCGGGAGAAGCAGAUGGAGCAGUAUAUGCGGAAGCUGGAGGCGGAUGAGAAGAAGGCAGCCAAGGGAUCGGGUGCGAAGAAGGGACAGAAGACGCUGAUGGAGAUGAUGAACGGGGCGGGAACGAAGAAGGGGAAGACCGUGACGAAGAAGAAGAAGAAGAAGAAGGAUGAGGAGAGUGAUGAUGAAGAAGAAGGAUGCCAGUCUCAUUCUGAGGACUAGUUCUUGUACGAGUUGUUCGACCUCAAAUGAGGUAUUGUGGAAGUACCAACCAGUCCGAGUGGACAACAGCCCUAAAAACUGUGCG
Molecule: messenger RNA, 2042 nt
Organism: Aspergillus japonicus CBS 114.51
Lineage: Eukaryota; Fungi; Ascomycota; Eurotiomycetes; Eurotiales; Aspergillaceae
Product: DNA-(apurinic or apyrimidinic site) lyase APN1
Exons: 5
Coding region: 242-1957 (571 amino acids)
Biological process (GO): base-excision repair
Cellular component (GO): nucleus; mitochondrion
Molecular function (GO): DNA-(apurinic or apyrimidinic site) endonuclease activity; DNA binding; zinc ion binding
Source: RefSeq, a predicted model, not a curated record